Naegleria lovaniensis is the source of this 966-nucleotide messenger RNA. RefSeq lists its product as uncharacterized. Gene Ontology annotation, molecular function: copper ion binding; copper chaperone activity. The transcript is spliced from 2 exons. The record is from RefSeq and is a predicted model, not a curated record. Lineage: Eukaryota; Heterolobosea; Eutetramitea; Acrasida; Naegleriidae. Gene Ontology annotation, cellular component: mitochondrial inner membrane. Bases 1 to 966 code for a protein of 321 amino acids. Gene Ontology annotation, biological process: mitochondrial respiratory chain complex IV assembly; intracellular copper ion homeostasis.
AUGCUUGCAAGCCACUCAGUCAAAUUCACUUCAAAACUUCUCUUUUCGAAAAACACAAGCACGGUCCGAGCCAUUCAAGCCUGCUCGUUCCGUUCUCCAUUUGUACAUCUCUCUCCGAAUCAAAAUUCCUUCCUCAAAGUGUUAAAUAAUCAGAGCGCUUCAUUUUCAAAAUCAAUUGUUUUUUGCAAUGAGGAAAAGAAACAACAACAAACACAACAACAAGAGGAGCCCAAGGAAGAGCAACAAAAUACUGAUCAACAACAACAAACAGGGUCCGAGGAUACAACCAAGAAGAGCUACUUUAAAAAAUUGCUCUCUCCAGCUAACUUGAUUUUACCUGCCGUGUUCGGAAUUAUUUUGUAUAAUUUUGCAAAAUAUGAUGUUCGUCAAAAGAAACGAGAAGCUGAAUUGGACCGUCAAGCCAGUAACAAAGCUGUAAAAGCUGUGGGAGCUCCAAAACUUGGAGGGGCUUUCACUCUUGUUAACACUAAAGGAGAAGUCAUUACAGACUCUGAAUUUAGAGGAAAAUUCAUGUUCAUGUAUUUCGGUUUUACCAAUUGUCCAGACGUUUGUCCUACUGAAAUGAAAAAGAUGACUAAGGCACUGCAAAUGCUUGAAAAGCAACAUCCUGAGCUGGCCGACAAGAUUGUUCCAAUAUUUGUUUCUUGUGAUCCUCCUCGUGAUUCAUGUACUGCUGUUGCUGAGUAUCUUCAGGACUAUCAUCCAAACUUUAUUGGACUUACAGGAACACCUGAUCAAAUCAGCAGAGUGUGUAAAAAGUACCGAGUCUACUAUAAUGCUCCAGACUAUAAGGAAGGAAAACAAGACUACUUGGUUGACCACAGUAUUUUCAUUUAUUUAAUGGAUCCUUAUGGUCAUUUGGCUGAAUACUUUGCUCAAAACACCACAGCUGACAAAGUCUAUGAACGAGUUCUUGCCUCAAUUCAAGAUUACAAGUGGGAUUAA